GUGUGAGGCAUUGAAAUGAAUGGAUAUUUCGGCCAUUUUUUGGUGGCAUUUGUUGUGUUGACUGAAGUGUUGACAACGUAUUGAUCGGAAGCGUUGAGACAUCUUUGAUGACAUUCACCGCAUCUCCGAGUGUUUUAGACAAGUUUAAGCGGCGAAUGGAAGGCCAUCCGAGCCAUGGGUCACAACAGACGUCCUCCGAGACGAUCUACAUUCAGGUGCAGCCGACCAAUGCAUUUGAUGGUCAGACCACUGACUUAGACACUGUUGUCCAACAACUGCAACAACAACUACACGACGAACAGCAACAGAGGCUUCAGUUGGAACAGGAAUUACACACUUUUCGCGAGAAGAACGCAGAACUCGAGGCCAAACUCCGCACUCAACACAAUCUGAACAAUCAGUCGAAAGGACAGCACGAGAACCAACUGAAGAGAUUGAAACAGGAGCUGACGAAAGGCGACGCCACCGAACACGGAUCCGCUCGCAAGCGGACAAUCACUAAGAUCUCGGAGCCGACCCAUACGUGCGAUGAGUGUCCGUUCGACACCCGAUCGGAGGUAUCGAUUAUCUUACAUAAGAUGAACCACGGAAUCGCUCAAAAGCAGUUCGUAUUGUCGACCACUUGUUUCACCACAAGAAACACCAAUUCAAAGAACACCUACUCGUGUCCCGCUUGCGAUGACGCGCCCCGACUCACGCGCCAUGAGGUCUAUCGCCAUAUAUACGAAACCCAUACAAACGAAAAGCCGCAAAAGUGUCCAAAUUGUGAAUACAGUUUCACUCAUUCGGACUAUUUGUCUGAACACCAGAGAGAUAAACACGCGGACGAAUUGAUCGCUUCGGCCAACAAGAAGGUGAAAGUGACGACAAUAACUCCUAAUACGAACCGCUCGGCCAUUGUUGUCGUGUCUUCGAGUAACGGAGCCAUGACUUCUGAAACGGCGUCUGCGGUCGCAUCCAUUACGGGCGGCAUUAAGACUGAGGGAUCAGGAGAUAUGAUUGGCACGCCUUACACACCGAUGCGCGGCCGACGGCCUGCUAUGACCCCACAGAAUGUUGAGUUCAAAUGCACUUUCCCUGACUGUGGUUUUGUCACCAACUCUCAGGAAAAGCUUGAUUUCCACGUCAAAGCCCACACCAACACCAAAUACAAGUGUCCGUAUUGUCCGUAUGUAAGCAAUACUAUUGUAGACAUCAAACGCCAUAUCCAGAAGAGUAAGAAACACGAGGGCCAGAAGGUGUACGCCUGUCAACAGUGCGGUUAUGGCAGCGAUUGUGACCGCACUUUCAAAGACCAUCUCCGAAACUAUCACUUCGGGUUAGAAGCGCCCGAAAAUAUGAUGGAUUACUUCAUUGAAGAGAUGUUUAGCAACAAAAACAAGAGAGCGCUCGCAGAGGCCUAA
This is a messenger RNA of Medioppia subpectinata, 1403 nucleotides long. The record is from the annotation of a GenBank genome assembly. Lineage: Eukaryota; Metazoa; Arthropoda; Arachnida; Sarcoptiformes; Oppiidae.